AUGGCGUCAAUAGAAAUGCACUCGUUCACACGCGAUAUGCAGCCGCUAAUGGAGGAAGCGGCUAAUAAUUUCACUGAGGAAAAAGUGAAUACCGCAUUCGGACAGGUGAAAGUAUCGAUUUAUGGAGAUCGGAAAGAUCCGAAGAAGGUUCCGAUGAUCACUUUCCAUGAUUUGGGUCUUGAUUCUGAAAGCAACUUCCAAAACUUCUUCCAAUUCGUAUCGAUCGCCGAGUUCGCCGACAAAUUCUGCAUCUACAAUGUCAACGCACCUGGACAGGAGAUGGAUGCUCAACCACUUCCAGAGAACUACCAAUACCCAACGAUGGACGGCGUGGCGAAGACAAUCGAAAACGUGGCAGAUCACUUCAAACUGAAUCAAUUCAUCGGAUUCGGUGUCGGCGUUGGAGCGAACGUCCUUCUGAGAUAUGCGGCACAGAAUCAGAAUCGUGUGAUCGCUUUGAUUCUUGUGAAUUGUUGUUCUGGCAAGUCAGGAUGGGUCGAGUGGGGAUACGAGAAAUGGAAUGCGUCGUAUCUUCGUAAAGUUGGAAUGACAAAGUUCACGGUGGACUACUUGAUGUGGCAUCACUUUGGAAGAAAUUAUGACAGAUGCAGUCCGGAUAUCGUUCGCCAAUAUCGUGUCUUUUUCCAACAUUUGCCGAAUCCGAAUAGUCUUGCGGCGUUCAUUGAAUCAUAUAUCCAACGACAACCCCUCCCGAUUUCUCGUGACGGAACCACCGGUGUCCAGUUGAAAGUUCCCGUUUUACAACUCGUCGGAGCGGGAAGUGCUCAUAUUGAGGACACUGUCGAGGUUAAUACAAAGUUGGACCCCGCCAACGCUGACUGGAUAAAAAUCUCGGAUUCGUGUGGCUUGGUAUUGGAUGACCGUCCGGAUGCUGUCACGGAGAGCAUGAUGUUGUUCUUGCAAGGUCUCGGAUACUUCCCGACACUGAAUGUGAUGAAAAUGACGAAGAAAAUGCAGGAGAAUGGUGGAGGAUUUGCGGCGACGACGAGCAGUGCUAAUGAGUGUUAA
Caenorhabditis remanei is the source of this 1029-nucleotide messenger RNA. RefSeq lists its product as uncharacterized. NCBI's taxonomy places the organism in Eukaryota, Metazoa, Nematoda, Chromadorea, Rhabditida, Rhabditidae. The record is from RefSeq and is a predicted model, not a curated record. Gene Ontology annotation, biological process: signal transduction. Gene Ontology annotation, cellular component: cytoplasm. The transcript is spliced from 3 exons. Bases 1 to 1029 code for a protein of 342 amino acids.